Molecule: messenger RNA, 324 nt
Organism: Eimeria mitis
Lineage: Eukaryota; Apicomplexa; Conoidasida; Eucoccidiorida; Eimeriidae
Exons: 1
Coding region: 1-324 (107 amino acids)
Source: RefSeq, a predicted model, not a curated record
AUGAAGCAACCGAUGAACAGCAGCAGCAGCAGCAGCAGCAACAGCAGCGGCAACAGCAACAGCAGCAGCAACAGCAACAGCAGCAACAGGAGAAACACCAACAGCAGCAGCAACAGCGACAACAGCAAAACCAGCAACGGCAACGGCAGCAACAGCAGCAGCAGCAACAACAGCAACAGCAGUAGCAACAGUAGCAGCAACAGCAGCAAAAGCAGCGACAACAGCAAGAACAACAGCAGCGACAGCAACAGAAGCAACAGCAGCAGCAGCAACAGCAGCAGCAGCAGCAACAGCAGCAGCAGCAGCAGCAGCAGCAGCAAGUGA